UGCAGGGAGCACAUUUCACAGGGGCAGUGCUGGCUCUCUAACACACAUACACACACACACACACACAAACUCUCAUGCUGUUACCGAACUCUCAAACACACACACAAACAGGCACGCGCUCACACUGACACACUCACACAACACAUACACAUUAUCUCCAAAGAUACUCAUUUCCCCUGAGCUGGAUGCCUCUCUUUCAGGGAAAGGACAAACUGCUUUGAGGAUUUAACUUGGCUUUCUUAUAAAAAAGAGAGCGAGAACAGACAGAAAAAGGAGAAAGAGGAGGGAUUAAUUUGAGGACACCUUUCUUCACUGGAGAUGUACAACUUGUCAGCAUGACACUUUGUCUGGAUUCCCCUCUCCCCCUCAGGCAAAAAUCCUGAAAAUGAUGGAUGACAACAAGCAGUUGGCUCAGCGCAUCGACGGGGCAAUCCAGUCCGCCAGCCAGGAGGUGACAAACCUGCGGUCAGAGCUGAGCGCCACCAGCCGCAGACUGGCCGAACUGGGGGCAAGUGACUCUGCCAGCAUGCUUGAGACCCUGCAGCAAAACCACAACGAUCCCUCUUCCCACCGAGGCAGAAGCCGCCGGCCACUGACCUCUGCUACAAGACUGAAAUCAGCAGUCUAAUGGACUUCAACUCUCCGGACGCUUCACUGGACAAAGUCCUGCUGCGUGAGGAGGUGGCCCAGCUCCAGGAGGAGGUGCACCUGCUGCGGCAGAUGAAGGACAUGUUGAGUAAGGACCUGGAAGAGACCCAGGGAGGCUGCUCGGCCGACGUGCUCUCUGCCACCGAGCUCCGCGUGCAGCUGGCUCAGAAGGAGCAGGAGCUGGAUCGAGCCAAGGAGGCUCUGCAAGCCAUGAAGUCGGACCGUAAGCGCCUGAAGGUGGAGAAGGCGGACCUGGUGAACCAGAUGCAGCAGCUUUAUGCCACACUGGAGAGCCGGGAGGAGCAGCUUCGCGACUUCAUACGCAACUAUGAGCAGCACAGAAAAGAGAGCGAGGAUGCAGUGAAGGCGUUGGCCAAAGAGAAGGACCUGCUGGAGCGAGAGAAGUGGGACCUGCGGCGGCAGACCAAGGAAGCCACGGAGCACACAGGGAUGCUGCGCUCCCAGCUUGACCUCAAGGAGAACCGCAUCAAGGAGCUGGAAGCUGAACUGGCCAUGAUGAGUAACAGUGUCAAUCAGAGAAUGGAGAUCCGGGUGUUUGAGCGGGUUGCGGACAGGGACUACUCUCCUAGGGUCAUGGCGGCCAAACAGUCACUAGCAACCCUGACCAAGGAUGUGCCCAAGCGCCACUCUCUGGCCAUGCCCACGGAAACAGUUGUCAACGGCAACAACCAGGAGUGGGUGAUGCAGGCUGACCUUCCCCUGACGGCAGCCAUCAGACAGAGUCAGCAGACCCUCUACGUCCACACGGGCCAUCCCACAGACAGACAAGUGGCUGCCGUGCGAGUGAGCCCGUGCCACUCGCGUCAGCCCUCCAUCAUCUCCGAUGCGUCGGCGUUGGAGGGAGACCGGUCAUCCACACCAAGCGACAUCAACUCACCACGCCAUCGGACUCACUCCCUCUGCAAUUCCCUAGAAGAUCUGGAGGAGGCGAAGCGUAAGAAGAAGAAAGAGAAGAUGGGGUUGGGCUCUCUGUCGCGUGUCUUCGCCCGGGGGAAGCAGCGCAAGUCCCUCGACCCUGGUUUGUUUGAUGGUACUUCAACGCCUGAUUAUUACAUAGAGGAAGAUGCAGACUGGUAAAGCACACUUGUCCGAGCGAAACCAGCUGGAGAGCCUUUCAUGGCAGUGAUCAGAAGACAGCAUUGUGUUGUGUGUGUGGGUGUGUGUGUGUGUGUGUGUGGGAGAGGAUGGGUGUGUGUUUGAUGUCAGCGUGUACAGAAAUAAUAAUGUGUGUGCCUGCGCAGUCUCACACACAUCCAUACUUCCAUGUGUGUGGGAGUGUUUGCAUGCGUGUGUCGUCCAUGGUCAGAGGCCAUGUGAGGAGCUGGGGCCGCGUCUAGCUUCGCUGAUGUGUGAACCUUAACAAGCAAAAUGCACCUGUAUGUAUGUACAGUCCUGUAAAUAGAGUGGACAGUGUGACACAGCGACCAUGUGGAUAUGUUCUACUGUAUCUGCCCUCCAAAACGGCUGUGUAUUUGAAUCUUUAAAUUGUUCUUUACAUUUUGACUUUUUGUUUUCACUCAACUGGAAACUUGAAGGACUGCUGUACUUGUAAAUAACAACAGUUGAUGUGCACUUUGUGCGUGUAAAUGUCUCCUUGUCCUGAAUGCCUUUUGUUAUUUUUUGACAUGUACUCCCCUCCUCUCACUACCUUUUUAACUUGAACUCCUCCCUGUUUAUUGUCCUGCUUGGUCCAUCCCCCCUCCUUCCCCGCUGCCAUGAUGAGAACAGUUUCCUGUCGGCAACAUGCAGACUCCUCAAAUCCGCCUCUAAUUCGGUCGUACAACACAUCCCUCAGCCGCCAAGAAAACUGCACUCCUUGAUGUUCACUCAAUGAAACUUCAAAGACGAUGCUAAGCGAGGAAUUAACUUUCUAUGCAGAACAGUUUGUUCCACAAGCCAAACAGGAAAUGUAAAAAAUGUGUUUUCUAUCCGUCAAGAUAGAAGGUACAUGCCUUAGGUACAUGUGUGACAUGCAUGCACAUAGUCCCGGUCCCCAAAUGCAUGUUGAACAAAACCCUGCUAAACAGAUAUGUCUUUCUCUGGGUAUGUUGUCGAGGAGGGGUUAAAAAAAAGAGAGGUCAGUUACUAAUUUCAUGAUGUUUAUUCAUGAUUUUCUCCAUUACAAAUUAAGUUAUUAGAUUUGUUUUGUAGAGCCUAACAUCCAAAACUAAACAUAGAACGUUUAAUCUGCACAUACAAGGCUCUUUAUGCAAAUUUACAUUUAAAAUAUAUAAAAGGUCAGCAAAGUCAACAGUCAAAAAGAAAACCCAGCACUAUACUUUGAAUGAUUAAGAUAUGACCCCACUUAUUUAUGAGGCUUUGUACCAUUUUCUUACUGUAGGAUCUUACAGUAGCUUGUAACUUUAUCGUUUUAUUAAUACUUAAUAAGUCUGUUGUGAGUAAAAAUUAUUCUAAAGGAAAAGUUAAUCUAAAAAAAGAAAGCUAUUAUAAUAGCAUAGGAUAUUGUAGAUAUUACGCUGAUGGUCAAGGCUUUUCCAAACCUCAGGAAUUAGGUCAAUUAACCAGAAAAUCUGAACUUCAAUUUAAAGGCCUGAGUGUGAGGCAGACAUUAAAUGAACUGUUAUAACAAUAACGAGUGCCAACCGAGCUUAAAAAUCAUAUUUAAGCAGGUUAAUCAAACUGAAGCAAAUUCAUACCUUCUCCCACGACCCCCAAAUUCUGAUGCAGAGUUCAAGCCACCAGCUGAAAAAAAAAGCAAUUAACUUUGUGCCAAAGGUUAAUAGCGUUUCUUCAAGCACAAGAAUGACUAGAGACGUUGGAUUAUUUUCAUCCUUUCAUUGGAUGGAGCCGGAGUCUGCACUGCCACCCCCAGGAAAUCUUUUCUCUCUCCCUGAUAUUAAACUAACACUGGGUAUUUGUCAGUCUAGAGUCACAGAUUACAAUGGAGCUGUGUUCAGCCACAGUGCUUGUCAAAGAUUAUCAUUUAGCUCAACCUGCAUUCUGGCUCGCAGAUAUUGGAUUUAGAGGUGAAUCCCGAAGGUAAUUCAUAGAUAAGUCACCAUGUAUUUAAUUGUAUGUAUAAGAACAACAGCUCAACUACUUUAUUUCAUUUAGCAUUUAAUGAGAUGUAUGGAAGUCUAGGCUAUUUUUUCAUUUAACAGACCUCUGCUGAGGUGGAAAAAAACAUAUCAAAUGAAAAACAUUGUAUUAUUUUUAUGUUUUGAGCCACGGUCUCUUGGUUUUUUUGUUUUUAUUUUCCACAAAUAUUUUACUUUUUGUAAAUGAGAUAACAUUACAGAAAUAAAAUUAAUAUUAUUAUUAAAGAGUUUUUAUUUAAAGUCAAAGAUGUAGGCCUCAUUGGAGGACUUCUAUUGUGAGGUCCUGAGAUGUUUAGAAUUGGAUAUAGUAGCGAACUUUUAGAGGCAUGGCAACAAAAUUACGCUCAAAAGAACUAAGAAUAAGAUUAUUUUAAAACAAAAUAAA
Molecule: messenger RNA, 4113 nt
Organism: Anoplopoma fimbria (sablefish)
Lineage: Eukaryota; Metazoa; Chordata; Actinopteri; Perciformes; Anoplopomatidae
Product: kazrin-like
Exons: 9
Coding region: 628-1746 (372 amino acids)
Source: RefSeq, a predicted model, not a curated record